This is a messenger RNA of Lacerta agilis (Sand lizard), 5187 nucleotides long. It is a transcript of the gene PER3, whose product is annotated as period circadian regulator 3. The record is from RefSeq and is a predicted model, not a curated record. Lineage: Eukaryota; Metazoa; Chordata; Lepidosauria; Squamata; Lacertidae. Gene Ontology annotation, cellular component: nucleus; cytoplasm. Gene Ontology annotation, biological process: negative regulation of transcription by RNA polymerase II; entrainment of circadian clock by photoperiod; circadian regulation of gene expression. The coding region runs from base 407 to 4168 and encodes 1253 amino acids. The transcript has 22 exons. Gene Ontology annotation, molecular function: transcription corepressor binding; transcription cis-regulatory region binding.
UGUGUAAAGUGUGAGGGGAAAGAGACGAGCGGAGGGGAAGGUCGGGCGCUGAUGCUGAUGGCGGGAUGAAGGCGCUGCAGGAUGAAGGCGAAGGGGAGAUGGAGUCGUUGAAACCAAAGGCUUCUGCAGCUCUCAGUCGGGAGAGCUGUCUGAAGCUAACUCCCCACAAGAAUCUGUGGCCAAUGGAUCAUCUUCAGGCUGAGAGGAUGCAGUGACUCUGGACACUGUGCCCAUCCAGAGGUGUCACAAGCACGCGUUGUUUUCAGCAGUAAAAUGAAAAGGGGCCGAUUGCUAAUGCCAGAUUCAUGCGGUUUUCAAGGUGGCUUAGAAGGAAGAACUUGAAUUUGACAGUGAACCAGGCCAUGGCAAGGGAAGCCUCCUUACUGUAGCCCUUUGUCCACUCACUAUGAAUGAGGACCUGCUCCAGGAUGACUUCUUGGAGCAGCAGGAAAACUGGUUGCCGGCCAACUUGGCCGAAAUUGAGAACCAGGAAGGCGAUACCCUUGAGGAGCAGAAUGGUACCUGCGAAGAAGCUGCCGCACAGAUAUGUUGUGGUGGAAGUACAGAAAGCAGCUCCAUUGGAAAUGAGUCCAUCAGGACCAGCACUCACGGCCUUGAAUCAAAUGGCAGCUUGGCCAGAAAUCCUGAUGGGCAGGACAGAUCUGUAGGUGGCAGUGGUAGCAGCAGCAGCUGCAGCAGCGAGCUGCUUUGUUGGAACCAAAGUAGUAAUAGAAAGCUGAAGCUGCUGAUCCAGGAAAUGAAACAAUAUCUCCCUGCAGAGCAGGUGGAGAGUUGCAGCAAGGCCAGCACCCUCUGUGCCCUGAACUACGCUCUCAAGUGUGUCCAGCAGAUCCAAGCUGACAACAAAGUUUCUAAGGCUUUUGGUGAGCAUGGAGCACAUCAGACGAAUGCCCCUGUGUAUGGAGUGGAAGAGCUAGCAGCCAUCAUGUCUGAGCACAGCCCCAAAAACACAGACACCUUUGUAGCCGUCUUUUCAUUGCACUCCGGGCGGACAGUGCAUGUCUCUGAGCAAGCCGCCUCUGUCCUGAAUUGCAAAAGGAAAUGCUUGAAGUCCUGCCGCUUUGCAGAGCUGUUGGCUCCUCAGGAUGUGGGUGUUUUCUACACUCACACCAACCAGGCUCACCUGCCGCUUUGGAACACGGAGGCCCCAAAAGAUUCACUUUACGAAUAUGCACAAGUGAAGUCCUUUUUCUGCAGACUAAGGGGAGGCAAAGGUCAAGACCAAGAGAAGCACUACUACCCAUUCCGGAUGACCCCUUAUUUGAUCAACUUCUCUGUCUCUGACCCCAGUGGGCCGAUGUCUUGUUGCUUGGCUCUAGCUGAAAAAAUCCACUCUGGCUAUGAAGCUCCUCGAAUUCCUGUAGAAAAGAGGAUCUUCACCACCACUCACACCCCAGGCUGUCUCUUUCUGGAGGUGGAUGACAGGGCAGUGCCUCUGUUGGGAUACCUGCCCCAGGAUUUGCAUGGGACGUCCAUCUUGCAGUACCUUCACCCGGACGAUCGACCCAUCAUGGUAGCCAUUCAUCGUAAAGUUCUAAAGUUUGCGGGCCGCCCUCCCUUUGAGCACUCGCCCAUCCGAUUUUGUACUCAGAACGGGGACUACGUCAUCCUGGAUACCAGCUGGUCCAGUUUUGUGAAUCCGUGGAGCCGGAAGGUCAUCUUCAUCAUUGGGCGGCACAAAGUCCGAACGAGCCCUCUGAAUGAAGAUGUCUUUGCAGCAAGAAGCAAGGGGAUGAACAGGGUUGACAAGGAGAUCUGGGAGCUCCAAGGACAGAUCUAUAAGCUGCAUCUGCAACCUGUUUGUAGCAACAGUUCUAGCGGUUACGGAAGCCUUAUUAGCAAUGGAUCUUAUGAGCACUACAUCAGUGUGGCGUCUUCCAGUGACUCCAAUGGGAACUGUGCGGAGGAAAUACAGAGAGAACUGAUGUCCUUACAGCAGAUCUUUGUGGAUGCCAACAGACUCAAGAAUGUGGGUCAGCGGCUGUACAUUGAAUCACACAGAAAGCCUCAAGAGGGGACUCCCAGGGCAGAGCAGCCAGGAGACAAAAAGCCAGGUGCUCCCCCUUCGACUCUCAUUGACCCACCAGCUGAAUCUUGUGAUGCUUUGAGAAGCACCAACCACAUCCUGUCCUAUCAGCAAAUUAACUGUAUGGACAGCAUCAUCAGAUACCUGGAGAGUUGCAACAGUCCAGCCCUGAAAAGGAAGUGCGAGUCCUCUACCAAUGCAUCCUCUUCGUCCUCCGAUGACGACAGGCAAGCUCAGCUAAGCCAGAAUGACAAGCAAAUCUUGGAAGAUGCUGCCAAGCUGCCCUUGGUUGAUUCCCAGCCACCUGUGAUGCCCAAGCUGGAAGGCGACGUAGAGCAGCAGGCCCCAGCGAGGGUGGUGGGCGGCACUGCUGCAAUGACUGACCUGGCGCUGACUGCCAAAGCAUUGAGCGUGGUGUCCACAACCAGCCAGUGCAGCUACAGCAGCACCCUGGUCCACUUCCCACACCCAGAGUCAGAAGCCACGGCGCUCGAAGAAGCCACUCUGCAAGGUGAACAGGUGGAGCCAUCGCUGGCCAACCCCACACCCAGCGCAGCUGGGGCUGGAGCCACCCUGGAGGAAGUCAGGCUAGUGGGGCUGACCAAAGAGGUCUUGUCAGCUCACACGCAGAAGAAGGAGCAGGAAUAUGUGGACCGCUUCCGCCAGAGGGCCCUGUUGUCCUCAUACCGGCCAGCCUACCUCCAGCAUGGAGGGGCCAGGAGCAGCCAGCCUCGUUCCCAGGACCAAGAUGAUGUCUCUCCAAAGCAGACCAGGCCAGUGGGCUGGAAAAGGAAGACCAAGCCGGGGAAGUUCAAGCGCCAAAAACCACUGGGCUCCCCCGACAGCAGGAGUGGUGCUUGGAAGGCAGACACUUCCCAGGGACCCAACCCUGGGGCCCCGAGCUUCGCCCUCCCUGCCGAUCCUUAUGCAGCAACGCCUGGUUUCCCUGUCGCCUCUCUGGGAGGAGGCCCUGUCUUGCCGCCUUCUGCCACUGCAGCAGCCCCAGCCACCCCACCUUACCUGCCCUGCAGCAUCCAGCCCCUCCCAGCAUUCCGGGAAGCAUACAUGGGCGGCUUCAUGACUGUCCUCUUUCAGAAUUUCCCAGCAUAUCCUCCACAGCCGCCGCCACCACCACCUCUUUUCCCCCCUCCGCCUUCCUUCUCUGCGCAGCUCUUCCCCUGCCCCUCUGCUGCUUCCUACCUCUGCCCUGUGAUGCCCCCGGGCCCUCCUUCCGCUCUCCCCAUGGCAGCGCCAGGCCCCAUGGAGCACCCUUCACCCCCCUCCACCCCAGUGUCUGCUGCCGAGGAAGAGCAGCCUGCAUCGUCGGCGGACCCGCCCCACCAGAGGCUCUUCAGCAACUCCCGGAGCAGCUCCCCUCUGCAGCUGGACCUGCUUCAAGAAGAGCUGCCCAAACCACUGGAGCUGCCCAGCGCAGCACAGGCCCCCCUGGCAGGCACAGGGGCCAUGUGUGAACAAUGCAGCGUGAACAAUGACAGCCACUCCAUCUCCAGUGAGCUCUUCGACCUUUUGCUACUGGAAGAUUCCCAGUCUGGAAGUAGCUCAGCAGCCUCUGGCAGUGGGUCUGCCGAGUCCAGCUCCUUGGUCUCUGGGUCCAACGGUUCCAGCUCCAAUGAAACAUCUGGUUGUGGCACAGGCAGCAGAAACAGCAGCAAAUACUUUGCCAGAAGUGAUUCCUCCGAGGUCUCAAAAAGGGGGAAGAACAGCCAAGAAGGAGGAGAAGAGGCGGAACGGCCACUGCGGCCAGCCAGGUUGGUGUGGAGGACAGUGAAUAGGUUGCCUGAACCAAUCCAGAUGACCUACCGAAUGCCAAAGCGAAUUGCAGAGGAGGUGCUGAAAGAGGACCUGGAGAAGCUGGCCACCAUGGAGAGCAAGCAGCCCUGUUUCUCGGAAGGGCAGAAGGAGGAGCUGGCAGAGGUCCAUCCCUGGAUUCGCACACAGACUGUCCCCCAAGAAAUUGACACCCAAGGCUGCAUCAUGUGUGACAACAGGAACGCCGGACUGAAUGUCAUUGCUGGGCUGGAGGACAGAGAUCCUCAAGAGGAGGACAGCAAGGACCUCCUUGAUGAGACACUGCUGCUUCCACCACAGGCACCGCCCUAGAGAAGUCGGCCCUUCCUGUGCACUUGACCCGGCUCAUCUUUCCCUCUGGCUGUCCAAAAUGCUGCUUCCAAAGGCUCACCCAUCACACCACUCCAAAAUUUCUGAAAUUAUGGCAACUAAUAGUUGGUUCUUGUUUUUAGACGAAGCGGCAAGGGCCCCUCUAUAAAUGACCAGUUGGUCCCCAAAAUCCAUGAGUAAGUCAGGUGCGCCUGUGCUCAUUACACACACAAAGCUUCCCCAUUGGAGCUGGAUUAAUGCCUGGAGUUCAUCUGGCCAGAUCUCGUCCAGUCCUUCCCUUUCAUGGCAGAGAGCCAGAUUUUCCUCUCUCCCACCCCUGGAGGGCCACCCACCUGUCAAUCACCUUAUGUCAUCGUGGCGUCAGGGGGUGCUUUUCUGUUUGACGCCAACUGCUGGACUUUCAGGCAGCUCUUUGUAGGCGAUGCUCCUCUCCUGCCACUACUUUGGUUGAAUCAAUUUUGGCCCCCCAAGGAAUAUAUUAGGGUUAUCGUCGUUGAGGGCUGUCAGUUUUUCAGAAGUAGAAAUAGCAGCAUUUUAAACUGACAAAACACCUCCUGGAGUUCCCUUAUUUCUGCCUUUGAAUUACACCCAGGAUCUGCCUUCUCUUGGCUUGGUGUAGUGCCUGGCAGUUAGCCAGGAAAGGAAGAGAGAGUUAUUUUCCCCCUCCUUGGGAACCACUUUUUUAAAAGAAGAAGUUUUCACCAACUAAGUUUUCUUCAGAGUAGACCCAUUAAUGCACCUAACGUAGCCAGGGCAUUUUAACUUCUGUGGACCUACUCUGAGUAGGACUCAUGUGCUACAACCCAGUAUAUAUAAUGUUGAUGCUGCUGAUAGAGACCAUAUCACCUGCAGCAGCUCAGGAGGAUUUGCUCUAGGAAUGGGACACACACACACACACACACACACCCCAUUGCAAGCCACAAUGUAGAAUGUAUAGUUCCAAUUAGUUAUCAGUGGGAUUUAUAAACUGGCUUUGGGUCAACAAACUUGUUUGUAUCAUA